CGACAGGUGGCGCCAAGAACUUCCGGGAGAGAACUGUCACCGAAUUAUUAUAAAUACAUGUAGGGAACAAAAAUGCCGUUAUACGAAGGUCUUGCGUAUGGUGGGGACAAAAACGUAGUUGUCGUUGACAUUGGCAAUGCCUAUACUAAGUGUGGUCUGGCAGGAGAGACUGGUCCAAGGUGCAUCAUCCCCAGUGAAGUGAAGAGUUCCAGGACUGGGAAGAUUACAAAGCUAUGGGAUUACACAUGUACAAGUGAUUUACAUGACAACCUGAAAGAUUUUCUCUAUGUGCUUUACUUUAAGCACUUGUUGGUGAAUCCUAAAGAUCGCCGUGUUGUGGUGGUGGAGUCUUUAUUGUGUCCAUCAACUUUCCGAGAUGCCCUAGCCAGUGUACUCUUCAGACAUUAUGAGGCAAGCUCCGUGCUGUUUGCUCCGAGUCAUAUGGCGUGUCUUCUGGUGCUGGGGACGAGCACCGGGAUGGUGAUGGACAUUGGCUACAAGGAGGCGCUGGUCAUACCUGUAUAUGAAGGAAUUCCAGUGCUCAAGGCAUGGCAGUCCAUUCCUUUUGGAGGGAAGGCAAUUCACAGCCAAAUCGAGGCCCAGUUGAAGGAACAUGCUACUGUGACCACGUCAGAACAAACCAACAAACCCUUCACCUCCUGUGCAGAUGAUCUGAAUGAAGAAGUUUUGGAAAAUAUUAAAGUGCAAUGUUGUUUUGUGACAAGCCACAGUCGAGCCAAGCAGAUUCAGGAUGUCCUUGUAAAAGGAGCAGACAUAAACAAGUUGCCAACGCCUCCUCCAGAUGUAGACUACCCACUGGAUGGGAAGAAAAUAUUACACAUCAAUGGUAAACUCAGAGAACAUGUUUGUGAGAUUCUGUUCGAGCAAGACCGUGAUGAAAGAUCGGUGGCUACACUCAUCCUGGAUGCUUUGAUUGAGUGUCCAAUUGACCUGCGUCGCAGCCUGUCUGAAAAUAUUGUGGUAAUGGGUGGAACUGCCAUGCUGCCAGGGUUCCAUCACAGGCUGAGGGCGGAGUUGUACGAACUUCUGCAGAAACCCAAGUACAAGGACGCCAUUGCUCUCAAAGUGUUUAAGUUCCACAAGCCUCCAUCAAGAGAGAACUAUACUGCCUGGCUUGGAGGUGCUGUAAUAGGAGCAUUAGAGACCCUCCAGAGCAAGUCCAUGUCAAGGGAGAUGUACCUCCAGACAGGCAAGGUGGCAGACUGGUGUAACGUUGCCCAAGAACCUGAGACAGAAGACCACUCACCUGUAAAGGCUAAAUAGUUCCCUGACUUCCACACUGGUGAACUGUGCACAUUGAACAAUUCUCAUAAGUCACCCUGACAACUGUGAUGUCAUGCUUUGUGAAGUGUAUGGUGCUGUCCUGUUUGCGAGUUGUUGUCAUUUAUGAUGACAUUGUGUAAUGCGAACAUGGGAUGAAAUACUUCAAUCACUGCAAGUAGUAUUACAUCUGAAGCAUCAUUUUCUAUUUAUUUAUUGAAUCAUGGGUCAAGUGUAGACAUGGUACCUAAGUUGGUUUUUUAAAUAUAUUUCCUUUUGGCUAAUUACAGAGUAGGUGCUGGUUUAUAUUAUUAAUGUAGACGUCCCAACCAUAAACAUAAAAAACAAAGUCCAAAGGUAUUUCUGUUUUUGCAAGUAUAGAAACUGUUGUGCUGAAGUAUGAGGCUUACACUUUCCUGCCUAAUUUAUCCUUUUUCUUCGCAGCUUAAAACAUACAUGUAUUGAUAAAUUCUGUACAAAGUGCAAUAUACUAUUAUGGUAACUU
Molecule: messenger RNA, 1786 nt
Organism: Haliotis rubra (blacklip abalone)
Lineage: Eukaryota; Metazoa; Mollusca; Gastropoda; Lepetellida; Haliotidae
Product: actin-related protein 10-like
Exons: 13
Coding region: 73-1284 (403 amino acids)
Biological process (GO): retrograde axonal transport of mitochondrion
Source: RefSeq, a predicted model, not a curated record